This is a messenger RNA of Malania oleifera, 1428 nucleotides long. RefSeq names its product eukaryotic translation initiation factor 2 subunit alpha homolog. The transcript has 7 exons. Gene Ontology annotation, molecular function: RNA binding; translation initiation factor activity; ribosome binding. Gene Ontology annotation, cellular component: multi-eIF complex; eukaryotic 48S preinitiation complex; eukaryotic translation initiation factor 2 complex. NCBI's taxonomy places the organism in Eukaryota, Viridiplantae, Streptophyta, Magnoliopsida, Santalales, Ximeniaceae. The record is from RefSeq and is a predicted model, not a curated record. The coding region runs from base 215 to 1249 and encodes 344 amino acids.
UGGGGAACUCCAGAACUGUGUUCUGUAUUAGGGGAUGUCGACAGAAAGAGAGCCGGAAAAAAGAAAAAGAAAAAGAAAAAGGGAAUCAAAAACAGAAGGGGCAUUUACAAUUAGGGGAAGGGUGCGAAUCAGACCCUGCCCAAACCCCUCCCAAAACCUAGACGACAACAACUCCUCUUCAACCACCGAACUCCGCAAGCCCUAGACCCCAACUAUGGCGACGAACGCGCCCAAUCUGGAGUGCCGGAUGUACGAAGCCAAGUAUCCGGAGGUGGACAUGGCGGUGAUGAUUCAGGUGAAGCACAUCGCCGACAUGGGCGCCUACGUCUCCCUGCUCGAGUACAACAACAUCGAGGGCAUGAUUUUAUUCUCGGAGCUCUCUCGCCGCCGGAUUCGCAGUGUCAGCAGCCUGAUCAAGGUCGGACGCAUCGAGCCCGUCAUGGUCCUCCGUGUCGACAAGGAGAAGGGCUACAUCGAUCUCAGCAAGCGCAGGGUCUCGGAGGAGGACAUUCAGGCGUGCGAGGAAAGGUAUAAUAAGAGCAAGCUCGUGCAUUCCAUCAUGCGCCAUGUGGCCGAGACUAUGAGUCUCGAUUUGGAGGAUUUGUAUGUGCAUGUCGGAUGGCCGUUGUAUCGGAAGUAUGGUCAUGCUUUUGAGGCAUUCAAAAUAAUAGUCAAUGAUCCUGAUUCGGUUCUAAAUUCCCUUACCCGUGAAGUUAAAGAAGCUGGUCCUGAUGGACAAGAGGUGACAAAGGUAGUUCCUGCCAUCUCAGAGGAAGUCAAAGAUGCAUUAGUAAAAAAUAUUAGAAGACGAAUGACCCCUCAACCAUUGAAAAUUCGCGCUGAUAUUGAAAUGAAAUGCUUCCAGUUUGAUGGCGUUCUUCACAUUAAGGAAGCCAUGCGGAAAGCUGAAGCUGCUGGCAAUAAGGAGUGCCCAGUUAAAAUUAAGUUGGUUGCUCCCCCACUUUAUGUUCUGACUACUCAGACUCUUGACAAGGACCAGGGAAUUUUGGUUCUUAACAAAGCAAUUACAGCUUGCACUGAAGAAAUAGAGCGACACAAAGGAAAACUUAUUGUGAAGGAGGCAGCCAGAGCAGUGAGUGAAAGAGAUGAUAAACUACUGGCCGAGCACAUGGCUAAGCUCCGUCAAGAGAAUGAGGAGGUUACCGGCGAUGAAGAUAGUGAAGAAGAGGAAGAUACAGGCAUGGGAGAAAUUGAUGUCGAGAACCAUGGUUCAGGGAUUACAGAAUGAAGAGGCGGCAUAGUUGGUUAUUUUGAAAAUUUCCCUUGUAUUUCUCUCCUCUUUAUUUUUUUCUUCACUUUGUUUCUGAAUGGAUGUGCAAAACCCAUCACAAGUUUUGUGUUAAUGUUGUUAGGUCGGGCACUUCCCAAAAUUAAUUGGGCAAAACAAUACAAGGUUUUUGUUUUUUU